AUGUCUGGUCGGGGCGGGGGUGGGGGUACUGGGCGUGUCCCUCCAACCGCUAGAGGGGGAAAGGGGGCUAAGACUGCGGGGCCGCUCCCGCCCAGAACGGCGGCGGUGAUUAUCACCGUUCCCCGGGGCGGAGCGGUUUUGUAUGCCGAGGUUCUAAGGGCGACGAGGGAGAAAGUCUCCCUCGCCGCCAUAGGGAUUGAAGACAUUAAUUGUCGAAGGGCGGUAACCGGGGGCGUGGUGUUAGAGGUCCCUGGCGAAGGCGCCAAGCAGAAGGCGGACGUCCUGGCGCGGCAGAUUAGUGCUGUGCUAGAGGGGUCCGAAGUGAGGGUCGCCAGGCCCAGCAAGAGCGUGGAGUUGCGAUUAAAGGGCCUGGACGACUCGGUCACCAUUUGGGAGAUAGCGGCCGCCAUCGCCGCAGUUGGCGGUUGCGAAGGGGGGGAUGUGAAAGUCGGGGAGAUCCUCCGUCCCCCUAGGGGUAUGGGAAUCGCCUGGGCGCGAUGUCCUGCGGGAGUCGCGUCUAGCGUAAUGAAGGCAGGGCUCAGGGUGGGCUGGAGCAUACCGAAAGUAGAGCUGCUCCAGACUGGGCUCUGUGCGCCUCCCCGGUGGACCGCAGCGGGCGUUGUUACCGCUGCGGGCAGAGCGGCCACCGGACUGGCCGAUGCUCUGCGGCGGCCCCGAAGUGUCCGUUUUGGGGUUGCCGGCUGA
This is a messenger RNA of Temnothorax curvispinosus, 705 nucleotides long. RefSeq lists its product as uncharacterized. The transcript has a single exon. The record is from RefSeq and is a predicted model, not a curated record. Bases 1 to 705 code for a protein of 234 amino acids. NCBI's taxonomy places the organism in Eukaryota, Metazoa, Arthropoda, Insecta, Hymenoptera, Formicidae.